This is a messenger RNA of Schizophyllum commune H4-8, 379 nucleotides long. RefSeq lists its product as uncharacterized. Lineage: Eukaryota; Fungi; Basidiomycota; Agaricomycetes; Agaricales; Schizophyllaceae. The transcript is spliced from 2 exons. The coding region runs from base 163 to 348 and encodes 61 amino acids. The record is from RefSeq and is a predicted model, not a curated record.
CUCCGCUCUCCGUGCAGGGGGCGUUGCCGUCUCGUGCGCUCCGGGCCUUUGGUAGCCGGGUCAGACGGAUUGCUGCGGUAGAUGCGCCCCUCUGUCGAGUGCGGUCCCCUCGUCCCUUCUAAGCAUCGUCUCGCACCUUUUGAGCGCCGUCUGCUCUCCGGGAUGCCAACCAUCCUUCCAGCACCGCUCGCCUCGCCUCUGCUGUUAUAUUAUCCUUCUCUUCUUCCUCUCUUCAUUGUACCCUUCAUCUGCAUCUUUGCGCUAUCCUCGCCCUCACAUUGGGCUUCGCUCAUCCUGACAUCGGGACCAAUAAAUGUAUCAUCAGGCUAUAGAGCGCGAGUGUCCUAGCUGCGAUCCCUUGAAGGUAAGUAUACAAGAU